Molecule: messenger RNA, 3521 nt
Organism: Fundulus heteroclitus (mummichog)
Lineage: Eukaryota; Metazoa; Chordata; Actinopteri; Cyprinodontiformes; Fundulidae
Gene: slc27a6
Product: solute carrier family 27 member 6
Exons: 10
Coding region: 129-2000 (623 amino acids)
Molecular function (GO): long-chain fatty acid transmembrane transporter activity; long-chain fatty acid-CoA ligase activity
Source: RefSeq, a predicted model, not a curated record
UGGAGCCACCUUACAUCACGGCAGCGUGUUUAUGAAAUGGACCGUAUCGGCAGGGCGUGUAGUGAGCAGCCACCAACCGACUGUCAUCAGACGUAUCCCGGGUCUUUUCGUAGCUUUCUUCCACAAUCAUGAGCGCAUCUUUAUCCUGGCUGUCAGCGCUGGCAGCUGGUCUCCUGGCCGCCCGUGUUGUGCAGAAACUUUGGUUCCCGUACUUCUGGCGGGAUCUCUUCUUUCUGAUGAAGGUGAUCAGGUACGGUGUGAAGCUGGAGCUCUUCAAAUUGACAGCCAGUGUGCAUACGGUGUUGGACCGGUUCAUCGAGCAGGCGCAGCGCAUCCCCAACAAGCCGUUUGUUAUUUAUGAUGGGACAGUUUACACAUACAGGGACAUGGAGCUGCGCAGCAACAGGCUGGCCAACGUUUUUCUCCACAACGUUCACUUGAAGAAGGGAGACUGUGUUGCCUUGCUCAUGAGUAACGAACCCGAUUUUCUCAGCGCAUGGUUCGGAUUGGCAAAGGUUGGCUGCUCGGUUGCAUUUCUCAACUUUAACAUCAAAUCCAAGUCCCUGCUGCAUUGCUUUGAUUGCUGUGGGGCUAAAACUCUUAUUAUCGGAUCAGAUUUAUUGGAGUGUCUAGAUGGCAUCCUACCCAGCCUUCUGAAGAGCAGCAUUCAAGUGUGGACUAUGAAGAGCCAUUGUGAGCAUCCACAAGUGCACACUCUACAAGACAAGAUUGAUGCAGCAUCCCAUCAGCCUGUUCCAGCUGUACUGCGAGCUACUAACUCCUUAAAAAAACCAAACCUUUAUAUCUUCACCUCUGGAACAACUGGUCUACCAAAGGCUGCAGUUAUCACUCACCUUCAGAGUCUGAAGGCAGCAGGAGGGUUCUGGGCUUUUGGAGCAACUGAAGCCGAUGUGAUUUACAUUCCUCUGCCACUCUACCACAGUGCAGCAUCCCUCAUUGGUAUUGGAGGAACCAUAGAGCUUGGAGCUACCUGUGUCCUGAAGAAGAAAUUCUCUGCCUCCCAGUUCUGGACCGACUGCAAAAAAUAUGAAGUUACCAUAUUCCAGUAUAUUGGUGAACUCUGCAGGUACCUCUGCAACCAGCCAAAGACAGAAUUUGAUCAAGAUCACAAGGUUCGAAUGGGAGUUGGAAAUGGGCUGCGUCAAGAUGUCUGGCGGGAGUUCCUUAGUCGUUUUGGGAACAUAAAGAUGUGUGAAGUGUACGGCUCCACCGAGGGAAAUUUGUGUUUUAUGAACCACAUUGGGAGGAUUGGAGUUGUGGGUCGCUCCAACUUCUUCUACAGGCUCCUGUUCAAGUAUGAUCUUGUUAAGUAUGACAUGACUAAAGAGGAAACAGUGAAAGAUCUGCAUGGUUUCUGUCAGCGAGUGAAAAAGGGAGAGACAGGUCUUUUGCUGGCCAAGGUCAGCACCCUUAGCCCCUUCUUCGGCUAUGCUGGAAGCAAGCAGCUGACUGAGAAGAAGCUGAUGAAGAACGUGUUUGUGAAGGGGGACACUUAUUUUAAUACAGGUGACCUUAUGGCCGAAGAUAAGGAUGGCUUUAUCUGUUUCAAAGACAGAGUGGGAGACACCUUCAGGUGGAAGGGUGAAAAUGUUGCAACUACAGAGGUGACAGAAAUUCUUGGACUGGUGGAUUUUAUUCAAGAAGUCAAUGUGUAUGGAGUAGAAGUACCAGGACAUGAGGGCAGAGCAGGAAUGGCUGCCUUGAUCUUAAGACCAGGACUCAGAUUUGAUGGGAAGAAACUAUUUGAACACGCCAAUAGGGAUCUUCCAACGUAUGCCUGUCCACUGUUUGUAAGGCUUCAGGAGGUGAUGGAAAUGACAAGCACCUUCAAACAACAGAAGUUCCAACUUGUGCAUAGUGGCUUCAACCCAUCAACUAUCUCUGACCCGCUCUAUGUGUUGGACUACCAACAGAAGAGCUACAUUCCUCUAACACAGCUGAUAUACAACAGCAUCAUCUGUGGAGAACGCAAGCUGUAGAAGCCAUAUGUAAUCCCUACAGAAACUUAAUUGAGUGUCCACAGCAGAUGAAAACAAGCCAUGUGUUUCUGUUCGUUAUUUUAUGUCUGGAUCACUGACAGAGAUUGCAGACAGGAGAACAUGAGGAGCUGUAUACUUGUGGACAGUUAUGUCUAAUGAAUUACUCUGACAAAAAAAAUCUGAAUUUGAAUGUAUCACUGUGAAGACCUGUGAAAUUAUAGAAUUUUGAAUUUAAGCCUUAAAAUUCACAAAGUAUGUUUAUAGCCGGAAGAGGUUUAAUUGUUUAUUUAAAGAGAUGUAACAAAACAAUCACAAAGCAUCUUUUCAUAAAGACAUUUUCAGGGUUUUCAUGAGUUUGUGGGUUCAGGUUGUGGUUAAAGUUACACAAGAUUGAGGAUUUUGAAGAAGGCUGUGUAAAGAUGUUGCUGUGUUGGAAGCUACAUCUCAGCAUCUAAUGCAGUGUCAGACCUCUUGGAAGCAAACUGGAGAAGGGGUCUGUCCGACGGUGAAGGAAACCUGCUGUUACCUUCACUGUUGAGAAGAAAAUGGAAGAUACCGGCAGAGGGAGCAGAAUUCAAAGUUUAGACUUGCUCCUCGACUGCUCUUUAACAUCCAUCACCUCUGCAAUGGAGUGAAGAAUUUCUGCUAAAACCCUCUUCAGUCUUCCAAGCCUCAGUGUGAUUGGCUCUGAGGGAUCUGAGCACAAACACAUUUUAGAUUUUAGGUGGCCUUCUUAAGUGUGCCCACAAAAAUAUGAUCCCACUGCUUUGUAUAUGCGAGGGACUUUAAAAAUGUGUUCCUGUACUAAUCUCUGAGUUGUUCUAGGAUAUGACAAUCCACAAAACAAAUCCUUGUUUAAAAGCUGUUUCCCAUAUUUACUCCACAAUUAAUUAAUUUAUUAAGUUUUAUCAGUUUAAACUCACUUCCAGAAGAAAUGGUCUCAUUUGGAAGGAAUUUAGUCCACAUGCGGACCAGUAAUGAGUGCAUAAAUUAUUUGAUUUGCAAGUAGCUGCCUGUUGUAGUAUGGUACCAGAAGGCAGAAUAGUUGGCCUUAUGAGCUGAGUAUUGUGUUAGAGACAGGCUGCAGGGCACAUUCAGGCUUAAAAGACACAUAGAAAGCUUCACAGACCUAUUAGGCAGCAUUACCCAUGAUGAUAAGUGAUAAUACAUCUGAAGCUUUCAAGGAUCCAAUGGUUCCAACAACAGGAACUCUGUAUGCUAGGAAAUAGCAUGAGAUGAAUCCUGAUGUUCGGUCAGCCUGCCUAAUACAUCUUUAACAGAUAACUGGAUGCUCCAGAACUGCCUGUAACACCUUUUCUUCUCUCCUAGUAUCAGCUUCUUAAAGAGCUGAUCAUAUACAUCUAUGAUCUGCAUCCAUACCAAAGGCAGUCCAAAUCAGACCAUUCCUCAAAAGUGUGUAUCUCUGUGCUAACCUUUUCUUCGUAAUGAACUAUGACAUCGUUCUGUUUUUCUGUCUUGUGUCCCUGGCAAUAUGUUCAUUAAAUUUUUAAUUAAAUUUUA